This is a messenger RNA of Leptinotarsa decemlineata (Colorado potato beetle), 553 nucleotides long. RefSeq lists its product as uncharacterized. The record is from RefSeq and is a predicted model, not a curated record. Lineage: Eukaryota; Metazoa; Arthropoda; Insecta; Coleoptera; Chrysomelidae.
UAACAUCCUGUAUUUAAGCAGCUUCUCGUCUCACACUGAAACAGUGCCAAACGUAACUUUUUCCGGGUAACAACUUGCAAUGACUGGAAUUGUCAAAUGGGUAUUGCUGCUAACAGUAUCCACCAUUCACGCGCAGGAUCCCAGGCGGAGGAUAUUCAAUCAAAUUCUCUACCCCCUCGACGAACUUCAACUGAGCAAAACCGACGACGAGGAUGUCCCAUGCCCGGACCGCAACUGCCUACCGAAAAGAUCUGUCCAGGAAGAAAACAACGGCCCUUUUUGGGCGAACCGAGGUAAAAAAGAUCCGACGUACAUGCGUGAAUCUCUCUUCGCCGAAGAACCAUACUAUGUCCUCGUGAGAAAGGACGACCGAUUCUCGGAAGAACCGUUUUUCGUAUCGAGGGGUAAGAAGGAAUCGAAGCACAGGGACAGGCGGGAAUUCCCAGAAGAUGUCGAUUCGCCAUUUUUUGCGGCACGGGGGAAGAGACCUAAAUCCAAAAAUUGAACCCAAUCGCCAGUAGUUUUCUUUUAGAAUGAAUGUGUAGAAAUUAUA